UUGUUUCAUCGGUGAUUUGAAAUCGUCGCUCUACUGGCUUCCCUGGCGUAGUGUUCAGGAAACUAAAUCGAACGAGGAUCACAGCGCAGGCGGAGGCGAGAAGAAGCGUUCAGAGGCAGAGAUGUUCCGCAAUCAGUACGACAACGACGUGACAGUAUGGAGCCCACAGGGCCGUAUUCAUCAGAUCGAGUAUGCCAUGGAGGCGGUGAAGCAAGGCUCGGCAACUGUAGGACUUAAAUCCAAAAGUCAUGCAGUCCUGGUUGCACUAAAGAGAGCCCAGUCUGAACUGGCUGCCCACCAGAAGAAGAUCCUUCAUGUCGACAACCACGUCGGCAUCUCCAUUGCUGGACUGACUGCUGAUGCCAGGCUGCUGUGCAACUUCAUGCGCCAGGAGUGCUUGGACUCGAGGUUUGUGUUCGACAGGCCCCUUCCCACAUCGCGUCUUGUGUCUCUCGUUGGCAGCAAAACCCAAAUCCCAACACAGAGGUAUGGACGGAGACCCUACGGCGUUGGGCUCCUCAUUGCUGGCUAUGAUGAUAUGGGACCUCACAUCUUCCAGACCUGCCCGUCUGCAAACUACUUUGACUGCAAAGCCAUGUCCAUCGGAGCGCGCUCCCAGUCUGCCCGCACCUACCUAGAGAGGUGCAUGGACAAGUUCUCAGACUGUAAUCUGAAUGAACUGGUCCAGCAUGGCCUGCGUGCUCUCAGAGAAACCCUCCCUGCCGAGCAGGACCUCACCACCAAGAAUGUUUCCAUCGGCAUUGUGGGAAAGGAAAUGGAGUUCACCAUUUAUGACGACGAUGACGUCGCCCCAUUCCUGGAGGGCUUGGAGGAGAGGCCACAGAGAAAGGUUGCGCAGCCUGCAGAAGAACCUGCUGCCGGAGAGGGACCCGACGAGCCAAUGGAGCACUGAGGCAGUGAGCUGAUCGGUGAUCCGCCUCCCCUAGAUCCAACCUGACACUUACUGCAACAGAGAAACUGUUAGAGGGGAAAGUUGAUGUGACGUGCCACUCGCUAUACUGUUAACCCAAAACAUUCUCCGCUAACAUCAACCCAUGUGAUGUUGCUUUUGUAUGAGUAAAAUGUACCAUUAUACAAGUAAUAAAGUCUGUUUUUUGAAUUGUG
This is a messenger RNA of Mugil cephalus (flathead mullet), 1125 nucleotides long. RefSeq names its product proteasome 20S subunit alpha 1 (gene psma1). NCBI's taxonomy places the organism in Eukaryota, Metazoa, Chordata, Actinopteri, Mugiliformes, Mugilidae. Bases 122 to 913 code for a protein of 263 amino acids. The record is from RefSeq and is a predicted model, not a curated record. Gene Ontology annotation, biological process: ubiquitin-dependent protein catabolic process. Gene Ontology annotation, cellular component: nucleus; proteasome core complex, alpha-subunit complex; proteasome core complex. The transcript is spliced from 10 exons.